Chara braunii is the source of this 1155-nucleotide messenger RNA. NCBI's taxonomy places the organism in Eukaryota, Viridiplantae, Streptophyta, Charophyceae, Charales, Characeae. The record is from the annotation of a GenBank genome assembly.
GGUGGGUAUCUUCCCCUACAGAUUUUGCUCGUGGUAUUGCUGUUCUKCUUCUUCGCCUCGUGGUCGCUGCUGCUGCACUGUUGUCCUCCCCUUCUCACGACGUUAGACAGAUCGACCUUCUCCGUAUCGAUUGUGACUAUGAGUGAGCAUAGAAAUCUUGCGGAGAGGAGAGRACAAAAAGAGAGCUACUCCUUUUCCUCCUCCUCCUCCUCCUCCUCUUCUUCUUCUUCUUCGUUUUCUUCUUCUUCUUCUUCGUGGUCGUCGUUGACGUCCUCCUCGUCGGUAUGUAAUAGGAGUCUCUACCCGUCCGAGGCAGAGCUAAGGGAUGACCAGUUGAUUGUACUUGUCCCCGGUUUCAGCAUCGAGCGGAUUGCUAUCCUCCGCAAUAACACGCGGAUAAUGUCGAGCUAUCCGUUYGUCAGAGCCGUCUACGUUCUCUGGCAGAAUACUGACUUCCCCGUGUCUAGAUUCGAUGAACCGAGCCUAAGGUUCGACAGCGAUGGCGCGCCGAUCCGUGUCGUACCCCAUCGAUCAAACAGCCUGAACAACAGGUUUCUUCCACGAAGUUUCAUCGACACUUCAGUGGUUGCCAUCAUAGAUGAUGACAUCCUGGUGGACAGAUUGAGAAUGGAAUUGGCGUUCAAGGUGUGGCGGGAAAAMUCGCAGCGAAUCGUCGGRUACUACGCGCGCGCGCACAUGUACCAUCCAGAGAAUGGCUCGUGGACGUAUUCACUGAAAUCACUGAAAGAGUCGGGCGAGCCUAGAAAGUACUCCAUGAUUCUGACGAAGGUGAUGCUGUUAAAGACCGAGUACUUGUUCGAUUACACGUGUCGGAUGCCGAUUGGUGCGAGGAGGAUGAUUGACGAGGCUGUCAAUUGCGAGGAUAUUGCGAUGAACUUCAUGGUAUCGAAUUACACCAAGAGGGCGCCUUUGGCCGUCGUAGGGAAAGUCGAGGAUGCCGGUAGUCCAUUCAUUAACAAAGACAAGCCGGCUUAUSGAGUAGGGCUAUCAACGCGAGCGGAUCACCUCGACACGCGUAGCCGUUGCCUCAACGAGCUCGUUAAGCUAUGGGGCGGCAUGCCUCUGCGAUACGCCUAUACCAAAGCUGUGCCAGUUUAGCAUAUAUGGGAGCGAAACCCCAAACCACAAGAGUCA